CCUGCGCCCGGCACCAUGAAGCAGGAGUCCGCAGCCCAGAGCAACCCACCUCCCACUGUCCCUGCACCAUCGCGCAGCCCUCCUGGAGGACGGCGACCCCAAGCCCUGUGGAUUUUCGGGUGCUCCCUAGUAUGGAAGCCGGACUUUGCCUACAGCGACAGCCGUGUGGGCUUUGUACGGGGCUAUACGCGGUUCUGGCAGGGAGACACUUUCCACAGGGCAACGACAGAUGCUGGCCGAGUGGUGACUCUCCUUGAGAUCCACUUGGGAGGCAGACUAGGCGUAUCUUUGUGAGUUCGAGGCCAGGAGCAGGUGAACGGCCUGAAGUAUCUGAAUGUGCGAGAAGCAGUCCUCGGAGGCUAUGACACUAAGGAAGUCAUCUAUCCUCAGGAUGCCCCUGACCACCCCUCACAGCACUGGCCUAUGUGGCACCCCACAGACCCUGGCUACCUGCCCUGACCAGAGGAGGUCAUUGCCACACAGAUUCUUGCCUGCCGGGGCUUCUCUGGCCACAACCUGGAGUACUUACUGCGUUUGGCCGACUUCAUGCAGCUCUGUGGGCCUCAGGCCCAGGACGAUCACCUGGAAGCCAUUGUGGACGCUGUAGGAACAAUGCUGCCCUGCUCUUACCUCACCGAGCAGGCUCUGGCACUGGUUUGAGAAGCCGAGCCCUGCAGGAGUGUCCGUGAGGACGCGGAAUGAACAGCGACAUGUAGUACUUGAGACAGACUUG
Peromyscus leucopus (white-footed mouse) is the source of this 733-nucleotide messenger RNA. Its product is annotated as glutathione-specific gamma-glutamylcyclotransferase 1. NCBI's taxonomy places the organism in Eukaryota, Metazoa, Chordata, Mammalia, Rodentia, Cricetidae. The record is from RefSeq and is a predicted model, not a curated record. Gene Ontology annotation, biological process: glutathione catabolic process. Gene Ontology annotation, cellular component: cytoplasm. Gene Ontology annotation, molecular function: glutathione specific gamma-glutamylcyclotransferase activity; gamma-glutamylcyclotransferase activity.